AUGGCCUUCUUUUUACGGCGGCCGUUCGCUGUAUCCUCGGCGCUUCGCCAGGUUCCUAAAGUCUCAACCACCGCUCGAUUCAUUCACAACUCUCCCAUAAAGCCCACCCAGUCAGUCAAGCCUCAGGGUGUCUCAUCCUCGAUCUUCGCCAAAUCCCGACAGAACUUCCAAAAUGCUUUCCGCCGUACAUAUAUGCAGCAGACCUACAACGCUCAGGGUGGCAACAUGUCUCAAAAGCUGAUGUAUGGCGCUGCUAUCAUUGGUGGCACGGUCGUGGCGACCAACUUCAUCUUCAACCGCGAGACCAGAGAGGAUGGCGGUAUGCCCGCUUAUGAGCGGAGCUUCCUGAAUGAAACCUUCAUGCACACUGGUCUCGGUAUUGGUAUCAUUGGUGUUGCCGCUCGUGCUCUUCACAUGAGCGGUUGGUCUUAUCGUCUCAUGGCCAUGAACCCAUGGCUCGUCAUGGGCGUGGGUCUCGUUGGCAGCAUUGGCUCCAUGUACGGCACUUUCUAUACUUCCCCGGAUAACUAUGUCGUCAAGUACGGCUGCUGGACUCUGUUCAACCUUACCCAGGCUGCCCUUCUCUCGCCUUUGAUGUUCAUGAACCCUGCCAUCCUCGCCCGCGCUGGUCUUUACACUGUCGGCAUGAUGGGCUCUAUCGCUUUCGUCGGUGCCACUGCUAAGCAGGAGAAAUAUUUGUACUUGGGCGGUCCGCUCCUUGCCGGCGUCACCAUCGUCGCUCUCUCUGGACUUGCCCCCAUGGUUCUCCCUGCUACUGCGGUCCGCACUUUGGUGUGGUCUGAGCGCAUGUGGCUGUAUGGUGGUCUCGCUGUCUUUGGUGGCUUCACGCUCUAUGAUGUGCAGAAGAUCCUGCACCACGCUCGCCUGGCUGAACGUGGCUUGAUCAAGCGGGAUGUGGUCAACGAGUGUGUCAGCCUCGAGUUGGACUUCAUCAACAUCUUCAUUCGCAUGGUCCAGAUCCUCGGCAUGGGCAACAACCGUCGCCACUAA
Molecule: messenger RNA, 1011 nt
Organism: Penicillium bovifimosum
Lineage: Eukaryota; Fungi; Ascomycota; Eurotiomycetes; Eurotiales; Aspergillaceae
Product: Bax Inhibitor family protein
Exons: 2
Coding region: 1-1011 (336 amino acids)
Cellular component (GO): mitochondrial inner membrane
Source: RefSeq, a predicted model, not a curated record